Molecule: messenger RNA, 3699 nt
Organism: Apis cerana (Asiatic honeybee)
Lineage: Eukaryota; Metazoa; Arthropoda; Insecta; Hymenoptera; Apidae
Biological process (GO): sensory perception of smell; detection of chemical stimulus involved in sensory perception of smell
Cellular component (GO): plasma membrane
Molecular function (GO): odorant binding; olfactory receptor activity
Source: RefSeq, a predicted model, not a curated record
UUAAUUUUAUAAUUACUUUCUUGCAUUUCAUUUUAACUUAUUCUAAAAAUGUUACAAUUCUUUCAUCAAAUUAAAAAUAAUUUUUAUUAUUUUUAUUUAAAAAUACAGUAUUAUUUGUAUGUAACUAUGAAAUAUUAAGUAAUACUUCGAAUUUUUAGGGAUGAGUUUUACUGUUAUUGUAGCAUUCAUCAUAUUUCUAGUAAAUCCUGUGACAUUGGAUAUAAUAAUGCCUUUAAACGAAUCUCGCAUUCAUUUCAAUGUCCUAUUUCCUUUCGAUCAAAGUGCGUAUAUUAAAAUGUUUUUAAUCUUAAAUUUUAUGUUAAUUCUGUUACUCGGAUUAUUAUCUAUAUUGGGUACAGAGUUAUUACUUAAUAUUUUUAGUUAUUAUAUAUGCAGACAAUUUCAUAUUGUCAGGUAAGUUGCUUCAUGAUGUUGCAUUUUGCAAUUUAUUUUUAUCUAUGUGAAUAUUUCGAAUAUUUUUUAGUUACCGAAUUCGAAAGAUCGUUGAAGAUCUCAGUGUAUCUACUCUGUCCAAGCAAAUAGACAUUAAAUUUACAGACAUGCAUCGAAUAAUGGACAUUUAUAAUGACGCUAUCGAGUUGGUAAAUUAAAAUAUUAUGAUAAAAAUAAUAAAGAUAACUUUUUAAAUAAUACUAAUUGUUCACAUUUCUUAUAUUGUCAUAUUUGGAAGGUAUAUUAAUUUAGCUACAAGUAAUGGAGCGACACAAUAUCUGAUAGCAAUCAUUAUAUGCAUAUUUUCAUUCUCUGUAAAUCUAUAUCGCGUAAGUAUUUUUGAAUGUAUUACGAUUUAUCAAUCUUAUUUUUAAAAAAUUUCUGAAAUCUUAGAUUUAGGAUCUCCAAUAUAUCACUGAUAAGAUUAUUAUAAGUAAAAUUUACAUUAAAACUCGAAUAAAUCCUAUCAAAAGGAAAAUUUCUCAAAAUUAAAAAAAUAAUUAUUCUCACUCCAUAGAUGAAAGAUCAUUAGAACUGUGGAAUUUUGUCCUUAAAAUGUUUAUUAAUAUAUCUUAUAUAAUUUUCAAUUUGCGAAAUUAAAGAAAACGUCGCUUAAAGAAAACAACAAUUUUUUUAUAGUUUAUCAUUAUUUAUCUCGUUGUUUCUUUUUCUCAUUCCCACUGAUUUAAUAUAGCAUAUAUUUUGUAUAUCAGUUAUAAAAUAAACGCGAUAUUCUCUAGAUUACUUACUAUUGAAAAUAUGAAUUUAAAUAUAUUUUUUUAUCGUUUCAUAGCUAUAUAAUGCAAUAAUAAAUAUGGAUAAUCGAAUAGAAAUCUUCGGUUCUGCUCUUAUCGUUACUUAUCAUUUAAUGAUCGCAUUUUACAAUAAUCACUGCGGACAAUUAAUUAUUGACAGUAGUCUUGACAUAUUCAAUGAAUUGUAAGUUUAAAUAAUUGUUAUAUUAUUACAUCUUUGUCGUUUAAGUAAUUCAUAUUUUAUGAAUUUGUUACGUUAAAAAUAUAAUGAUAUUGUUGGAAUAUAUUACAUGAUAAAAUAAUAUGCAGAUGUGCUUCUACAUGGUAUCGCAUUCCAUUAAAAGCGCAAAAAUUAUUAUUAUUUAUGAUACUGAGAACUUCAAUGGGUGCUGAAUUACGUCUUUCUGGUUUAUUCACUCCGUCUUAUGCAGGCUUUACGUCGGUAAUUUCUUUUCUAUUUUCUAUGAUCCUACAUCAUUUUGAAUACUUCAAUACUUUUAACUAUUGUAACAUUGCAGAUGAUGAGUUCGUCCUUCUCCUAUUGUGCUGUUAUAUACUCAAUUCAAUAAAUCGAAUAUUACUGGAAUGUUACUUCAGUAUAAGUAUUGCAGUUAUAUAAUAUUGUUAUACUCGUAGAUUUGAAUAAGGAUUAUUUGUUAAAUACAAAUAUAUUUGUUAAAUAUAAACAAUUUGAGUAAUAAUAUUCAAACAAAAUAAUGUUGUAUUUUUUAAAUCUAUUAAUCAUUUUCCAGUUACUAAAAUAUUUAUUGUUGUAAUAAUAUUUGGAAAUUAAUUUUUACAACACGAUUUAAAUUAUUUAUGCCAUAAUGUUCCGUCUUACUAUGUAUCGCGUGAAAUUAUUCCACUGUCCUUAUUUUUUUCUAUUACAAUUCUUCACAUUUUAACAUUUUAACAUUACAGAAGAAAUAGUGUCGUGAAUAACUGACGAUUGUAAGAUUACUGACAGAGCUUCUAUUCUUUACUUUCAAAUCGAGAAAAGACAAGGAAAUAUGAAUGAAAAUCUAUUAUGAAAUAACGAUCGCUCAGUAAUGAGUGCGAAGAAAAUCGAUCGAAUGCAAUUUACUAUAAUUUUCACGUUUAAUAGUUUAUAAGUGCAGAAAAAGUACACUAUAGAAUUUGAGAUAUAGAAAUAAUAAUGUGAAUAAUAUAUUAAACCGAGGUAUAGACGGAUGCUUCUUCGAAUUUUACGUGACAGUUAAUAUCUGGCAAGAACGAUGAACGUGUUCGACAAUCAGUAUCGUAUUUAUCGUAUUUUGUUAAAAAGUAUAGGACUAUGGCCAUACGACAACUCAAUCUACGUAUGGAUUCAAAGAAUAUGUAUAUUAAUGUACUUUCUUAUCGGUGUAAUGUUUCAGAUUAUUUUGCUUAUAAAAUCUGAAAUUACAUUACAAAAUUGCAUUGUCACGUUGUCUGAGACUUUUCCUCUGUUGCUAUUUUUUUUGCGAUAUCUUCAUUUUAUUACAGUGUUUUCUUACACAGAAUUUUUGUUCGAUGCCAUAUGUUCAGAAGAAUAUUUGUUACACGAUUCGAUAGAAAUACAAAUACAAACGAAAUAUCUCGAUAUUUCUAGGCAUAUCAUCUACAUUUUUUGCUGGAUGUCUUUUAUUUGUGUUGUAGCGAUGACUAUAUUUACACUAAAUCCCGUAACAUUGGAUGUAAUAAUGCCUUUGAAUAAAUCUCGCAUUCACUAUAAUUUCAUAUUCCUUUCCAACGAUCGAAAAACAUAUACUGAUAUUUUUUUGAUAUUAAAUUUAAUAAUAAUUCUGAUAUUUGGAUUAUUAUCUAUAAUAUGUACAGAAUCGUUAACUAAUAUUUUGAGUUACUAUAUAUGCAGACAAUUUCAUAUUGUCAGUUAUCGAUUACGGAAGAUCAUUGAGGAUCUCAGUAUGCCAAAUCUGCCUAAGAUAGACUUGAAACUUACAGACAUUCAUCGAGUAGUGGACAUUCAUUGCAAUGCUAUCGAGUAUGUCAAUAUAGCCUCAAGUAAUGUAGCGACGCAAUAUCUGAUAGCGAUCAUUAUAUGCAUAUUCUCAUUUUCUGUAAAUCUAUAUCGCCUGUAUAAUGCAAUAAUAAAUUUGGACAAUCGAAUAGAAAUCUUCGUUUCUACUGUUAUAGUUACUUAUCAUUUAAUGAUCGCAUUUUACAAUAAUCAUUGCGGACAAUUAAUUAUUGACAGUAGUUUGGACAUAUUUAAUGAAUUAUUUGAUUCUACGUGGUAUCGUAUUCCAUUAAAAGCGCAAAAACUAUUAUUGUUUACGAUAUUGAGAAGUUCAAUCCAUUGUGAAUUACGUAUUUCUGGUUUAUUCACUGCGUCUUAUGCAGGCUUUACAUCGAUGAUGAGUUCGUCCUUCUCCCAUUGUGCCGUUAUAUACUCAAUUCAAUGAAUAUAAUCGAAUAUUAUUGGAAUAUUACUUCAAUAUUGCAAUUAUAUGAUAUUGUUAAGAUUUGAAUAACGAAUAUUUGUUAAACA